This is a messenger RNA of Biomphalaria glabrata, 2120 nucleotides long. RefSeq names its product twisted gastrulation protein homolog 1-A-like. The record is from RefSeq and is a predicted model, not a curated record. Bases 225 to 953 code for a protein of 242 amino acids. The transcript is spliced from 5 exons. NCBI's taxonomy places the organism in Eukaryota, Metazoa, Mollusca, Gastropoda, Planorbidae. Gene Ontology annotation, biological process: regulation of BMP signaling pathway.
UUUGUCGAUUACACUAGAGUUUAGAGAUAAAUCAGACAAAUCUAUUACUAUUAUAAGUAUUAAUUUAUUAUAGGAUUAGACUUAAGACAUUUACAGUGUGUAGACCUAUACGUAUAAGUCCACCAAAGGUGUUGUGUUAUUUUGGCAAUAAUACACCUACUGAAGGCUACUGCUUGAAAAUCUGAAUUGAAUUUGGAUUUCAUUUUCAAGACAGCAUAACAAAGAUGCUUUUAAAGGCGAUAGUCUUUUGUGUCACUGUCUUAACAGUGACCUAUGUCUCAGAUGCAUGCAAUGAGGCGGUGUGUGCACCUCUAGUCAGCAAGUGCAUGCUUAUCAAGUGCUGCGACUGUGAGAUGACUGAAGGUAAUUGUUCCUGCUGUAAGAACUGCAGUGUUUGUCUAUCAAAGCUCUAUACUGAAUGCUGCUCUUGUGUAGGAAUGUGUCCCACUCCAAAUCCAGAAGAUGAAAUGACGAAGAGCAGCACUGUGGAGGACAUCACUGACCCCAUUCCCCACCUCUUCAAAGUGCUGACAGAUGAAGAAGACUAUGAGCAGAGAUGGACAACAUUCACUUAUGCUGUAGACUUAGACAAACUGUUGCAAAAGUCAAAUCCUAAAAAUAAUCUGCACAUAAUCUCUGAUGUCAAGGGGGACAAGCUCAGCUCUGACAAGAAGGCAGGGAAGGAGGUUGUGCUUGGAAUACAAAAUUGCACUGUGGCAUUUUUCUCUGACUGCAUGCCUAUGACCAAAUGUAAAGCUUCAUGCAAGUCCAUGGGAGCGUCUAAAUUCAGGUGGUUUCACUCCAAUGGCUGUUGCCAGUGUGUUGGUAGUACAUGCUAUGACUAUGGCCUCAAUGAGCCCAAAUGUUUAAAGUGUUUAUCUGAUGAAGAAGAGCAGCCGCACAAUGCUAAAGGUCAUCGGAUACAUAAGUCAGAAUCUGCUGUUGGAAACUAAGCUCAUUUUGUGUUGCCUCCUAGGGCGAUAGAUUUAUAAUUGAAUGGAUUUUACAAGUUUUUCUGAGAAACGAUCUUUGAUGAACCUCACAAGCAAGUAGAAAACAGUAUUUGAACAAACUUUUUUUGAUCUGCCUUAUCAAGUCCUACACACACCUGCGGUGUCAGAGGAGUUCAAGACAUUCUUUUGUUUACAUAUUUAUUAUUUAUAUAACUCUUGUGAAACAUGAUCUGAUUUGAUUAGUUGUGCAUUGGCAAUGUAAGGGCUGUUUUGGGGGGAUGGUGUACAGAUCUGUGUUGUGGUUUUUGUUCAUAUUCUUGUUAUUUAUUGUUUAGCUUUAUCGCAUUGAAAAUGACAUGAAGGAUACAAUGGUCUCUUAAUGGAGUGUUGACUGAACUUUACAUUGAAGUUUUGUAUGAUCAGAAUCUUUUUAUUUUCUUUGUUUAAGCCCUCAAUUAGUGCCUUGGUCUAGAUGACUGUGUUGAAAUAAGGUAGAUUUUUUUUUCUUUGUAAUCUUUUAUAUAUUUACAUUUAGUGUGCAUCCUACAAGAAAGGAAAGUAUACAACUAUACUCUUAUGUUAUUCAUAUUUUGAUCUUUCUAAACCUUAUUCACUUUUAGUACUUUUAGUUAAUCAAUUUACAAAAGAAACCCAGGCAUUUAUCAGAAACAAUCUUUGAAUAUACCUGUAAUGAUUUGUUUUUGAUUCUAUGUCUUGGACUACAACCUUGUGUGGUCAAAAAGUCAAUUUGUACUACUUAAAAAAUUUUUUGUCAAAAAGAAAAUUUGUAUUAUUUAAACUUUGUAUUAUUUAAACUUUGUGUGUGUGUGUGAUGAUGCUAGAACCAUGACUUGGUUAACAUGACAUUGUGAUAUAAGUUUGUGUACUAGGUGUGAGUAGUAGUAUACCAAGGAUUACAUUAUACUUACUUCUGGUUACUUUGACUCUUCAUGUAUGUUCUUUACAUGUUGUAACAAAAAUUUAAUGACCUAAAAACUGUUUGAUUAUUGCCAGUAUAAAGACACACAAACUAUUCAGUUGCUAAUGAGGGCAGUGGAAAGAAGAAUGUAAUAUUAAUUCUUUUUUAAGAAUUUUUAAUGAUUAAUUUUAUGAUGCAAGCAAUGAAAUAAUUUGAGCUAAGAGUUUUUUAUUUUUUUUAUUUUUAUU